AUGGACAAUAUGCAAUACCUCGGUAACGAUACAGUUCAUCAAUUAUUGAUAAACCUCACCAAGGACGAGGCCAUCAGUUUCCGAAAGACCAUCGAGCAAACCUUAGAGGACUUUUCUACCGGUGGUGAGCGUCAGUACCAACCCGAUCCCAACGCCGUAACUCGCCCCAAUGGCUCGCGCACUCUCUUUCGACCUUUCACUUCCAACCAAAGCAUCGGCGCCAAGCUCGUCGUCGAGCCUCCUCCUCGGCCCGAUGGCAAGAAAGAUCCUCUGCAUGGUAUCCUGAUCCUGAUGGAUGGACUGGGCAAUCCUACUGGCGUGCUAGGUGCAGAAGAAGUGACUGGCUACCGGACCUCCAUGAACGUCAUGGUGCCGUUCUCUUGGAGGAAAAACGUCGACAAUAUUGUCAUUUUCGGCGGUGGUAUGCAGGCCUUGUGGCACACUCGUCUCAUCCUGACUCUGAGAGGCUCUGAGGUGAAGAGCAUUACCUUUGUGAAUCCCUUCAAGGAUCAGGUCGAUGCACUCAUUGGAACCGUGUCUAAGGAGAAUGAGGCUCGCUGGAAGUCAGCCUGCUCUUUCCAUUUUAUCAAUACCUCUGCCCCGGAUUUUCAACAACAGAUCGAAACUCGUCUCAGCAUCAUUGAUUGCGUCUUCUGCACUACCCCAUCUCGAAAACCACUUUUCCCUGCUAGCUACUUGACCAAGCGGAAGAGUAGCGCUCGUCAACCUUUCAUUUCAGCCAUCGGGUCCUGGCAAUCAGACAUGAUUGAGCUGGAUCCUGCAUUGCUGCAUCAUGGUGUCGCCGCAGAUGGAGGGUAUAAUCCUGUCACUGACAAGGCCAAGGGGGUGGUGCUAGUCGAUGACCGGGAUUACGCUCUUCUGAAUUCGGGUGAGGUGGUUCAAAGCAAGCUCACAGCCGAGGAGAUGGUUGAACUCGGACAGAUAAUUGCCCUGAGGAGCGGGAAGCUUCAAAGUCUCCACCCCAAGCAUGUUGAACAGACGAAUCGGUUUAUCUCGGAAGCAUUUAUUGUCUACAAAAGCAUCGGCGUCAGCCUUACAGAUUUGACGGCGGCAAAUGCUGUAUUGGCCCUUAGGCAGAAGAAGAAGCACCAUCAUUUGUGA
Penicillium mononematosum is the source of this 1122-nucleotide messenger RNA. RefSeq lists its product as uncharacterized. The transcript has a single exon. The record is from RefSeq and is a predicted model, not a curated record. NCBI's taxonomy places the organism in Eukaryota, Fungi, Ascomycota, Eurotiomycetes, Eurotiales, Aspergillaceae. Bases 1 to 1122 code for a protein of 373 amino acids. Gene Ontology annotation, cellular component: cytoplasm.